This is a messenger RNA of Ipomoea triloba (trilobed morning glory), 1969 nucleotides long. Its product is annotated as DEAD-box ATP-dependent RNA helicase 47, mitochondrial. Gene Ontology annotation, molecular function: ATP binding; RNA helicase activity; RNA binding. The record is from RefSeq and is a predicted model, not a curated record. Lineage: Eukaryota; Viridiplantae; Streptophyta; Magnoliopsida; Solanales; Convolvulaceae. The transcript has 2 exons. Bases 213 to 1853 code for a protein of 546 amino acids.
CUCUGAACGACGUAAGUUUAAAGUUUGAAGUGAUAAGGCAUUCUGUUCUCAUCCGCAAGAACGCCGCCGGGCGCUGAUGCUUAGUGAAGCUUGAAAACGACCAGCUACUGCAUAGCUAGUGGGCUUUAGACCUUUUUGGCUUGUUCCGUUACACUUAGUUGGCAAUAAGGAAUGAAAUAGCUACUCUCAGUCAAACUGGAAAUAGCAAAAUCAUGCCUGCUCUAUCUGCAACAAGGGCAUUUCUACAUUUUGGGGAUUCCUUAUCACUGAGAAAUCUUUCUGGGCUUACUAGAAUACCUCCACUUAAUGGCAGAGUAAGGUUUUUAAGUGACUUUGGUCCUCUUACACUAGCUAGCCUUGGAUUGAAGAAUGAUGUUGAAACGAUAAGCAGGAAUGCUAAAAAUAAGCUUCAGGAGGGUGUUUCCACAAUUGAAGUCCCCAAGAACAAUACCAAGAAAAAGGUGAACCAGAAAAGAAACAAUGGAGUGAAAGAGACGAAGUCCAUAGACAUAGGGGCAGCACCUUUUGCUGCAAAAUCCUUUUCUGAGCUUGGCCUGCCAUCUUUACUGAUUGAAAGACUUGAGAAGGAAGGAUUUACAGUUCCAACAGACGUUCAGGCUGCUGCAAUUCCAACUAUUCUUAGAAAUCAUGAUGUUGUUAUUCAGUCCUACACUGGUUCAGGAAAAACAUUGGCAUAUCUUCUUCCAAUACUCUCCCAUGUUUUCCCUUUGAAUGGUGUAAAUUCAAGCAGUGAUCAAGCUCAGAACAGAACAGAUAUAGAAGCUGUUAUUGUGGCUCCUUCAAGGGAACUUGGUAUGCAGAUUGUCAGGGAAACUGAAAAGCUAUUAGGACCUGACAGAAGACUGGUUCAGCAGCUUGUUGGAGGUGCAAACCGAUCAAGACAGGAAGAAGCACUCAAGAAAAAUAAGCCAGCCAUCGUAGUUGGUACUCCUGGUCGGAUUGCAGAAAUCAGUGCAGCUGGAAAGCUUCACACUCAUGGCUGUCGUUACUUGGUUUUAGAUGAAGUUGAUGAGCUUCUUGCAUUCAAUUUUCGGGAGGACAUGCAGCGGAUACUAGAUCAUGUGGGAAGGAGAUCUGGUGCCGGACUGCGUGCUUCAAGCAGUUCUGUGAAGCGGGCAGAGCGACAGACUAUACUGGUCUCUGCAACAGUGCCAUUUUCAGUGAUUAGGGCUGCUAGAAGUUGGGGUUGUGACCCACUACUUGUCCAAGCCAACAUGGUCACCCCGCUUCAAUCUCUGCCUCCUGGAUCUGUAGAUUUCUCUGGAACACCUACCAGUGCUAGUUUGAACUCCAACUUCCAGGCUCAGCCUGCUGUUCAGAGCUUACCACCUAAUCUAAAUCACUAUUAUUGUGUCACAAGAAUACAGCACAAAGUUGAAGUGCUAAGAAGAUGUAUACAUGCUCUGGACGCCAAGUCUGUAAUAGCAUUUAUGAACCAUACUAAACAACUGAAAGACGCUGUUUAUAAACUAGAAGCUCGUGGUAUGAAAGCUGCAGAACUACAUGGUGACCUUAGCAAAUUAGCGAGAUCAACCAUUUUAAAGGACUUCAGAAAUGGAGAGGUCAGGGUGCUGCUGACAAGUGAACUUUCCGCUAGAGGUUUGGAUGUGCCAGAGUGUGAUCUUGUAGUGAAUCUGGAAUUACCUACUGACUCAAUUCAUUACGCACAUAGAGCUGGACGUACAGGCCGGCUUGGACGAAAGGGUAAUGUGGUCACCAUAUGUGAGGAAGCAGAAGUUUUUGUUGUAAGAAAGUUACAGAAGCAGCUCAGUAUCCCCAUUCAAAGUUGUGAGUUUGCUGAAGGAAAACUAGUUAUUACUAAAGACGAAUAAAGUAGGUAGAUUAUAGAGGUAAACGUAGUUUUUCUAUAUGUUGAAUUUGUAAGACAUUGUAUGAAAGCAAUCGAACAACUUCAUUUUGCUAGAAUCUUAACUUCAGCAGUUGAAUA